Carya illinoinensis is the source of this 2526-nucleotide messenger RNA. RefSeq names its product transcription factor bHLH140. Bases 126 to 2399 code for a protein of 757 amino acids. Gene Ontology annotation, molecular function: single-strand break-containing DNA binding; DNA 5'-adenosine monophosphate hydrolase activity; single-stranded DNA binding. The transcript is spliced from 6 exons. NCBI's taxonomy places the organism in Eukaryota, Viridiplantae, Streptophyta, Magnoliopsida, Fagales, Juglandaceae. Gene Ontology annotation, biological process: single strand break repair; double-strand break repair. Gene Ontology annotation, cellular component: nucleus. The record is from RefSeq and is a predicted model, not a curated record.
UGUUCUUUUUCAUGGGCAACCGGCCAGCAAACUGAGGAAACUCUGGAACGUAUGAACAGAAGCCAGCUUUAACCUAAAACCUUCGGACUCUCGGAGGUCGGGAAGGCAUAUCGAAAUUCGGCAAGAUGGAAAUGGACAUUGAAAACGCUGCUAAAGCCAAAGGCGAAGAAAUAAAGGAGAAGUCUGUUGUGGUGAUAUUGGUGGGUGCCCCAGGUAGCGGCAAGUCCACCUUUUGUGAGCAAGUCAUGCGCUCCUCCACGCGACCCUGGGCUCGCAUUUGCCAGGAUACCAUUGGGAAUGGUAAAUCCGGAACAAAAGCCCAGUGCCUAAAAAGUGCAGCUAGUGCACUUAAGGGUGGAAAAAGUGUAUUUAUUGACCGAUGCAAUCUAGACAGAGAACAGCGGUUGGAAUUUGUGAAGCUCGGUGGUCCCAAUGUAGAUGUGCAUGCUGUUGUACUUGAUCUUCCUGCUAAGCUAUGUAUAUCCCGAUCUGUUAAACGAACCGAGCAUGAAGGAAAAUUACAAGGUGGAAAAGCUGCUGCGGUGGUGAACAGAAUGCUACAAAAGAAAGAAUUGCCUAAACUAAGUGAGGGGUUCACUCGGAUCACACUUUGCCAGAAUGAGAGUGAUGUUCAAGCUUGUCUUAACACAUACAGUGCACUUGGUCCUAUGGACACCGUUCCAAAUGGAUAUUUUGGUCAGAAGAACCCGGAUGCCAAAAUUCAACUUGGUAUAAUGAAGUUCUUAAAGAAAGCAGAGGUUCCUGCCGCUGAGACAAUUUCUGAUGCAAGCAGGAUUCAGAGUUCUUUUUCUCCUCAAGUUCUUCAGGAAAAGAACCCUGGAUAUAAAAGAGCGGAAAAUGUUUCUUCAUUUCCAGUGAAUACCGCUAAGGACUUAAAGGAAUGUGAAGACCUGGCAGUUUGCUCUGCUGGCAGUCAUAUUUUGAAUGAUGCUCCCACUCUGGCAUUUCCAUCUAUUUCAACAUCAGAUUUCCAAUUUGACCUUGAGAAGGCCUCUGAUAUCAUCAUUGAGAAAGUUGAGGAAUUCGUGAAUAAGCUUGGGAAUGUUAGGCUUGUGUUGGUGGACUUGUCUCAUAGAUCAAAGAUUUUGUCUUUGGUCAAGGCAAAAGCUACUGAAAAAAACAUCGACUCCAGUAAGUUCUUCACAUUUGUAGGAGACAUUACACGACUCUGUUCAGAAAGAGGUUUGCACUACAAUGUAAUAGCUAAUGCCGCAAACUGGCGGCUGAAGCCUGGAGGUGGAGGUGUGAAUGCUUCAAUUUUCAAUGCUGCUGGCCCAGCCCUUGAGGUUGCUACCAAAGAACAAGCUAAAUCUCUUCACCCGGGGAAGUCUGUGGCUGUUCCUCUUCCUUCAACUUCUCCCUUGUUUACUAGGGAAGGGAUUACCCAUGUCAUACAUGUUCUUGGUCCAAAUAUGAACCCACAAAGACCAAAUUGUCUGAACAAUGACUAUAUUGUAGGCUGCAAAGUUCUCAGAGAUGCCUACACUUCAUUAUUUGAAGAUUUUGCAUCCAUAGUUAAGACCCAAGCAAAGUUGGCUAAGGGAAAAAAUGUGAACCUUGUGACAAACCCUCUAGGGCUACAAGAACACAAUGAGGGUGUAAAUACAAAGCAUUCUCCCAAUAACGAUCAAAAGAGUAAGAGAGAGGAUGUCGAUGACUAUGAUAGAAGCAAAAAGUGCAAAGCAUCUCUGUAUGAAGUUGAAGCCAAUAUCCAUGAUUUUAGAACUGAGAAGGAACACACAAACAAUGACAAGAUUGAUGCAAGCAUGACCAAGGCAUGGGGAUCAUGGGCUCAAGCGCUCUACCAUAUUGCCAUGCAUCCUGAGAAACACAGGGAUGUCGUGCUGGAGAUUUUGGAUGAUGUUGUAAUAUUGCAUGAUCUUUAUCCCAAGGCGAGAAGGCAUCUUUUGGUGUUGACUCGAUAUGAAGGUCUUGAUUGCCUCACAGCUGUGCGUAAAGAACACCUGAAUUUGUUAAGGACAAUGCAUGAUGUGGGUAUGCGUUGGGUUGAGAAGUUCCUGCAAGAAGAUGCAUCGUUGAUUUUUCGCCUUGGAUAUCACUCGGGCCCAUCAAUGCGACAACUGCACCUGCAUGUCAUUAGCCAAGAUUUUGAUUCAAAACAUUUGAAGAAUAAGAAGCACUGGAAUUCAUUUAAUACUGCUUUCUUUUACGAUUCAGUGGAUGUAAUUGAGGACGUCAGCAAUCAUGGUAAAGCAACAUUAAGAGAUGAUGAAAGCCUGUUAUCUACAGAAUUACGUUGUCAUCGAUGCAGAAGUGCGCACCCCAACAUACCUCGGUUAAAAUCACAUAUUAGCAAUUGCCGGGCCCCCUUUCCGCACUCUUUACUUCAAAGUGGCCGUCUGGUGCCACCACCAUAAAUGCAGCCCUUGAUCCUUAGGUGCAUGUAGAUAAUAUAUGAUCAAGUUUUGUUGUAAAUAAUGUAGAAUCACACCCUAAUGAAAUCGAUGUGCAAUAUCAUCAAUUUACUUUACGAUUUUUGGUUGA